AAAAAACAUUGUGAACAUUGCAGAAAGGUAUUGCUGCAUGGAGACAGAAGCUGCAGCCCAAGAGUUUCUUGGAUCGGGACAGUGACUGCAGUAGCGACAAUUAUUAUUGUGAAAACACAUCACUGAGGAGAAAUGGAGAUGGCUGUAGAAAUGAAGCCCAAGAAGAGUGUUGCCGAGGAAAUGGCAGAUUUAUUCCAUCACUUUUCAGAUCCAAAGGACUCAGGAAGUAAAGAAAAACUGAUAGCACCCUCUCGUUUCCGAAUUUGGGAUCUUAGCCAGAAAUACUUCUUCCUGGAGAACAAGACAUUGGUGGCAGUUCCCAAAGGUUCCAACUCACCAGAGGAAUUGCUGGGUGUGGUCCCCAACAGAGGUAUUAAAGACACAAAUGCAAAUAUAUUCCCCAUUAUUAUGGGUCCCCAAGAUGGGAAGCGUGUCUUGUCCUGUGCUGGAUCCGGUGGUCAGCCUCAGAUAAAGAUAGAGGAGGAAGACAUCAUGAAUCUGUAUGGAAAAAACGAGCCACUCAAGAAUUUCACCUUCUUGAAUCACACCGGAGAUGGGCAACAGACCUGUUCGUUUGAAUCUGCAGCUUUUCCAGGAUGGUUCCUAAGUACGUCCACUGAGCCAAACAAGCCAAUCAGUUUGAGUCAGAAAGGAGGUGCUGAGAUCACCACGUUUUACUUUGAAAAAUCAAAAUGAACACAGAGAACUAAAAAUAAAUCUGGCAGUAAGGUAUUCACUUUUUCAUAGCAAUGUUGUAUUUGCUUUUUUAAAACAUUAAAUGCAAUAUAUAUAUAUAUAUAUA
Anolis carolinensis (green anole) is the source of this 802-nucleotide messenger RNA. RefSeq names its product interleukin-36 receptor antagonist protein. Gene Ontology annotation, molecular function: interleukin-1 receptor binding; cytokine activity. Bases 133 to 696 code for a protein of 187 amino acids. The record is from RefSeq and is a predicted model, not a curated record. Gene Ontology annotation, biological process: positive regulation of gene expression; cytokine-mediated signaling pathway; cellular response to lipopolysaccharide. Lineage: Eukaryota; Metazoa; Chordata; Lepidosauria; Squamata; Anolidae. The transcript is spliced from 5 exons.